This is a messenger RNA of Saccoglossus kowalevskii, 1023 nucleotides long. RefSeq names its product zinc transporter ZIP3-like. The record is from RefSeq and is a predicted model, not a curated record. Gene Ontology annotation, cellular component: plasma membrane. Gene Ontology annotation, biological process: zinc ion transmembrane transport. Gene Ontology annotation, molecular function: zinc ion transmembrane transporter activity. Lineage: Eukaryota; Metazoa; Hemichordata; Enteropneusta; Harrimaniidae.
AUGAAACUCUUGAUACUACGGAUUUUGUUUGGGAUUGGUAUAUUUGCGGGUACAUUGCUGUUCGGUUUACUGCCGCUGAAGAUCAUUCGUAAACAAGAUGACGACAUCAAACCCGGAAGUAUCAGAUCGCACAGAAUUAUGGCUCUCCUUAACUGUUUUUCCGGAGGUGUAUUUUUAGGAACAUGCUUUCUUGCUCUGUUACCGGCCGCCAGGAUGAAAUUAACUGAUCUCCUUGGGCAGGAAGGGGUUACUUUAUCAUAUCCGGUGAGUGAAGUAUUUCUAAUGAUUGGAUUCAUAUUCAUUUUAAUGGUUGAACAAGUGGUACUGACAUGUCAAAAGCGUGAUUGCUGUAUGCCGAGUUUCAGGGAGAAUACUUUAGAGCUGGCCAUGGUUAACAUGGGGAGUCCUGAAGCUAUGCGAAGACUGGUGGACGACUCAAGUGAAUCUGAAGAUAUGAAAGAACUAGGUGAUAGUCAUCAGACUAUAAAUAGGAAACCAAACCACAAGAUGAAUGGUGGACGUCAUCACCAUGACAACAAAGAAUUAGGACAUACUCAUCUAGAUUUAGAUAACACUGGUCCUAUGAGAGCAAUCAUUUUGCUACUUGCACUUUCUGUACAUUCACUACUGGAGGGUAUGGCAUUCGGCCUGCAAGAAGACACACCUCGUAUCAUUAAUCUAUUUAUAGCAAUUAUAAUUCAUGAAAGUUUAGCAUCUCUUGCAUUUGGUGUCAGCCUUGUUCGUACUCCUCGAUCAACUCGUGCAGUAUUUUUCUUUGUGCUAUUGUUUUGUAUCAUGUUACCUGUCGGUAUUGGUAUUGGAAUCACUAUUGAAACUGCACCAGGUUUAACUGCACAGUUUAUUUCCGCUUUUUUGCAAAGCUUUGCUGCUGGAACAUUUGUCUAUGUUAGUUUUUUUGAAAUCUUAAUGCACGAAUUUGAACCUGAUUCAGAUAGAAUUUUGAAAGUGAUAUUUUUAAUUGUAGGAGUUAGUACAAUAGCAGCAUUGCAGCUGAUGGACUGA